GGGUGGAACAUUCACGAGAUUCCCUUACUGUUCCGGCCCCACUUGAAGGGGUACUUGGCAACAUCGUCUCCUUGACGCUCACCGCCACUUCACCCCUGACCACCAGACAUGGUCCGCAAAGGUGUCAGAAAGUCACGGUACAAAACGAAACAUCGCAGUAGAGACAUAGAUCAAAUUUAUGAGGAUGUGGCACCAGAGAACGUGGUUCGUCGAAUCACUGAAGCCACUAAACCAGACGACGACUUGCCUGGUCUUGGUCGGUUCUUUUGCGUUCACUGUGCAAAGUACUUUAUCAAUCAGAGUACCCUGGAUCGGCACAAGCUGAGCAAGCCACACAAGAGACGAUUAAAACUUCUACUGGAAUCUCCACAUUCUCAAGUGGACGCAGAUUGGGCCGCUGGUCUCCACAGGGAUGAAAGCCAUAUGCCCAGUAAGAAGCGCCUCCUGGCUUCGGAUGAAGAGCUGUCAGCCAUCACAUGCAACCGACUUGAAGCGACCUAUGUUUGUGCUGACUAAUUACACUGUUUUCUUGUGUAUAUUCUUGUCCACUUCUGAUAGUCUACAGGACCCAUUAGCAGCACGAGUGAAUUUCCUGCGCAUUGUAAAAUAAACAAUGUC
Dicrocoelium dendriticum is the source of this 618-nucleotide messenger RNA. The record is from the annotation of a GenBank genome assembly. Lineage: Eukaryota; Metazoa; Platyhelminthes; Trematoda; Plagiorchiida; Dicrocoeliidae.